GAUCAACAAGAAAUAACAUCUGUUUAGGUACAGUCAUGAAAUGGGAUAUUCUUGAUUUCUCUCUUUUGUCGUCUGUGUACUAAACAGAUAGAAACCCCGCUGCUCUGUGGAAGAAAUAGACCUGUCAUGCCAUUUCAAUGGGCGCUUGUAGUUGACUAUAUGUUCGUAAAGGCUGGAUGGAUACAUUUUUCUUGUUCGGAUGAUUUUGAAGUACCUGUUUGGCACUUUGCAAAAGCUAUGAAAUAGAAAUAUACAAGAGACAUCUGGCCAAUGCCUGCUUCGGUCAACUGAAUGUAUCAAGAUUAAAUGAAUAUAUAAAUGUUACCGUGUCUUGUUUGAUGAUUUUGAAGUGCUUCUAUAACAUGUCAUCGGGCUCUGCGUUGAUCUUUGUGAUUGUCAAUAUUCUAUGGCUUUAGGAUUGGUGAAGAUUCUGAAGAAGUAUGACAAGAGAAGCGGUGCUCUACUUCGAGUGCCUUUCAUUCGAAUGGUCAUGCAGCAGCCUUUCUUCACGACUCAUGUGCUUAACAUGCUUGUGAAGGAAUGCGAGGCGACACUCGACGUCCUCUUCCCCAGGAACGAACCACCAACGUCAUCGGUAGUCCCACCGGAACCCUCUGGUGGGGAAGCGACGACAGCCACACCUGAGGAGAGGUUGUUAAGGGUGCCGAACGAGCUAAACGAGAUCGAGAAUAUGGAGAGCAUGUACAUGAAGCAGACAUUGUCAGCAUUGCGUGUGUUGAAAGAGAUAAGAAGUGGGAGCUCGACGGUGAACAUGUUCUCAUUGCCACCCUUGCAGAGCCAUGCCGCGCUGGAGGAAGAUUGGAAGAAGCUCUCCGUGUUGGAACAAGCUGCCAAGUAGGGUGUGAUUACAGUGUUAUAAUUAAUUUGCAUUGCAGACGUUUGGAAAGCAUUUCUGAUUCUAUAGACGUUUUUGCUUUACCUGACUUGCUGUGUAUAUCGUCUUGUGUUUUCUUCCCGGAGCUUGUGGAAUUUUAACAGUUUCUAUACUUGCAGAAGUUGAACCCAUGUAUUACUCUGGUAUUGAUCAGUGUGAGGUCAAAUAGGCGUGACUUUAGGUUAAGCUAUAAUAACACCAUUGUGAAUUGAGCAUUCUUAAAAUUCUGAGGGAAUCAUUGUAACAUUACUCUGGUUCUGAUCAACGAGUUAUGGCCUGAUUGGCAGAUAUGGUGUUGUAUCACAAAGUUAGGUUAACGUAUAAUUGUAAAAUGAUGGAUGGAAAUCUAUUAAUUGUGAAGCAGUAUUAGAGAUUAUAUCCGAUACAUAAUCCGAUACUUUUAGUGCAUGUAAAACAUACAGCAAAAAAAUGAUUACAUUAACA
Linum trigynum is the source of this 1339-nucleotide messenger RNA. The record is from the annotation of a GenBank genome assembly. Lineage: Eukaryota; Viridiplantae; Streptophyta; Magnoliopsida; Malpighiales; Linaceae.